AUAGUUUCUUCUGAAACUCGCCCCCUUUACGCAGCUGUAUUCAAACACAUUCUUUAAGGAAAAGAACCUCAUUUUUUUUCUAAAUAAAUCUUCUUUGAAUCAACUACCUGCGUGCCCAUUUUAUUCCAACUAACAGAAAUUAUAUCUCCUUACUGAUGACCAUCACAGCUACACGGAAGAUUCGUGAGCAGACUGCAAAUUACCCUAAGCCAUUAGGGAACUUCAAUUGAUGUAAAUUAACACAUGGUUUUUCCUUGAAUUAAAUUUAAGUUUGCACAACAGUUAGAGAACUACAGGCUGCCGGAGAAAGCUUAAGAAACUGAUCUCUCAGUUCUGUAAAUGUAUUCAUGAUGUCGACGAACGUGACCUUAACACUAAAUGGAACACAGCCCAUGUCGAGCUGCUUUAACCCUACAGAAGAAAGAAUUGGGAAGACCAUCAUUUACUGUCUGAUAUUUGUGGUUUCGUUGGUUGGAAAUGGCUUCAUUGGAAUAAUUGUCUACAAGACGAAAGCGUUGAGAAAGCCCAUAAACUUUUUCAUUGUAAACAUGGCCAUGUCCGAUCUGUUGUUUACGAUAUUCCUGAUUCCGAAGCAGCUAGAAGGGCUAUACACAACCGGCUCCUGGCUGAUCAGUGGUUCUCUUGGCAAAACAAUGUGUAAGUUGCUUACCUUCUCGGUAGAGGUCUCCAAUAUCAUUUCAAUACAAAGCUUGUGUCUGAUCGCUGUAGAUCGAUUUGGAGCUGUAUUUUAUCCCCUCCGUUGUCCACUGAUCAGUUCAAAGCGGUGCCGGUUCUUCAUUCCCGUCACUUGGAUCAUCGCGCUGGCCUUUAACUGCCCACAGCUGAUCGCUUAUAGACUUGUACAGUAUCCGAAAAGGCUGGUGUGUGAGCCGAAGUGGAAUGGCGCGUUUGGAGAGUCCUCUUCCUAUAAAAACUACGUUUUGGCAAGAUCCGCCGUAUUCUGGCAGAUUCCUUUGGUAUUGAUUGUCGUUCUCUACAUUGCAAUCCUUAAAAAAGUGAAAUCCCAGAAAAUUCCAGGCGAGCAAUGCCUCAACACAAGAGAACAACGUGCGAGAAGAGAGAGAAAUGUCCUGAAGAUGUCUGUUGCUAUCAUGAUGACGUUCGCAGUAUGCUGGUUGCCGGUCAGUAUCUCUGAACUGCUACAUCAUCAUUCAUCCCGCACCAACACUAUGAUAUGGUCUUGUGCUUUCCAGAUCUUCAGGGUUGUUGCCAAGUUUCUAGGCUACUCAAACUGUGCUAUAAACCCUUGCAUCUGUUUCAUUUUCAGUGAAAAUUACCGUCAAGGUCUUAAAAAUCUCCUUCGCUGGGCUGUGGUUUAGCGCCGCGUUGGUCCUUUAUAGUCAAAAGUCAAAAUGAAAAAAGUCUUGUCAUUUAACAUCUCAUGUACUUGUCCUUUCAAUGAUUACAAACAUUUUUCGAUCUAAAUUAGACAAAAUACAUAAGGGUCCAGCUGCAGCUAAAAACUGAUGGUUAAUUAAUUAAUUGUUUUGAAUUGCAAAUUGAAAAAGACUCAGAUGUACUGUAAAUAAAAACGAGACAUGAUGGCUCUCUAACGUUAAUUGAAACUUGGAAUAAUAUUUAAUUGAGACAACUUUUUGUUAACUAAUUUUGUAUGUUCCUUAAUAUAUUUCAAGGAACCUUGCA
Messenger RNA from Stylophora pistillata, 1665 nucleotides. RefSeq names its product QRFP-like peptide receptor. The record is from RefSeq and is a predicted model, not a curated record. Gene Ontology annotation, molecular function: G protein-coupled receptor activity. Gene Ontology annotation, cellular component: plasma membrane. Gene Ontology annotation, biological process: G protein-coupled receptor signaling pathway. Lineage: Eukaryota; Metazoa; Cnidaria; Anthozoa; Scleractinia; Pocilloporidae.